Engraulis encrasicolus (European anchovy) is the source of this 1698-nucleotide messenger RNA. RefSeq names its product G protein-coupled receptor 180 (gene gpr180). The transcript has 9 exons. Gene Ontology annotation, biological process: response to pheromone; G protein-coupled receptor signaling pathway. The record is from RefSeq and is a predicted model, not a curated record. Lineage: Eukaryota; Metazoa; Chordata; Actinopteri; Clupeiformes; Engraulidae. The coding region runs from base 36 to 1334 and encodes 432 amino acids.
UUGAAAACAUUUAAGAAACAGGCGGCCGCGCUACAAUGUAUACGUUCGCGACUGCAACAGUUACAUUCUUGCUACAAUGUGUUUUCUUUGUGAACGGCAAGACUGUAUCCGGUGUUUUUAGAAGCGACUUGGCGAGAGAGACGAAUGGGCAAUACAUCACCAAAUUCUUCUAUCAAGCUGGAGAUGGACUGAUGGUCUACAGAUUGGAAAAUGUGCCAGUGGCCAUUCAGAAGGAGGCAAAACUGCUGAUGUUCAAUGACGUGCAGGGUUUCGACAAUCUGAGCUGUCUGGACAGACUUUCCCAUGCCCAACUGUCAAUAAGCCUGAGUGCGGAGCAGCACAAUCAGACAGUGCCACAGCAGGUGUACCCCCAGGCAUGGCACAUCCUGUAUGUGGACCGCUACACGUGCCAGGAGUCGGACACCCAGGCGGCCCCCUCCGAAGACCUCAACUUCCAGAUCAUUCUGAUGAACCCCGACUCUGCCGGGAACCCCCUGGACCACUUUAGCGCAGAGGAAGCUGGUCUUCACAGUUUCUACUUCCUGCUUAUUUUGGCGUACUUCAUCGCAUCCUGCAUCUACAUGCAGCCGCUGUGGCAGGCCCUGUACAAGGGCGGCCCCAUGCACACUGUGCUGAAGGUGCUCACUAUCGCCCUCCUGCUGCAGGGAGUGUCGGUGCUCUUCAACUACAUCCACAUGGCCAGUUAUGCAAGAGAUGGAGUGGGAACCCCUCUGAUGGGCAGUCUAGCAGAGUUCUGUGAUAUGGUGGCCCAGGUGCAGAUGCUGUAUAUGCUGCUGAGUCUCUGCAUGGGCUGGACUCUGAGUCGCAGCAAGAAGACUCAGACCAAACCCCUCCAGUGGGACUCCUCCCCCAAGUCUACCUCUCUGGCUAUCGGAGCCGUCGUGACACAGGGUAUCUUGCUGAUCUGGGAGCAGUUUGAGGAUACGGAGCACCACAGUUUCCACUGGCAGCGCAGUGUGCCGGGGCUGCUCCUGAUGCUGUUUCGGGUGGCGCUGGCCGUGCUCCUGGCCUCCGUGCUCUACUACAUCACCUCCGCAGAGAGGAGCGCGCUCAAGAGGGACUUCUACCUGCACUUUGCAAAGGGAUGCUGUUUAUGGUUUCUGUGCCAUCCAGCGCUCGUUCUUUUCUCAGGGAUUUUUAAUGAGCACCAGCAGGAAAAGGUGGUCGCCAUCGGAGUCAUCCUAUGUCAGUCGAUAGCUGUGAUAGUCCUCUACCAGCUGUUUCUGUCGAGGAGUCUUUACUGGGAAGUGUCCUCGCUGUCCUCUGUCACACUCCCCUUCAGUAUGUCCCGAACCCAACGGGGACGUUUUUAAACUCCAACUGCUGUGGUAGUAAAGUACUUCAUACAGUACAAACUAGAAAUUUCCGCCAGACAAGAUGGCGGAUGGAGAAGAACUAGAGAGUGUAACUCUGGUGAAGACGGAAAGACUAUCACAACCUGGUUGUAUGCACACGCAAAGCAGGAAACCAAAAAGGAUGAACAGCAUACUGGAUUGUCCAAUGUGAAACUGUGAAUAUGUCUGAUGCUGGUGAAAUCAAUGCAAGCCUUUGGAUUUAAUGACGAUGAAUGCUGGUAGCCUGGUACAAGAGAGACUACUUUAUUCUUAUUGUGAAGCAGAGACUUCCUAUCACACUGCACAAAUCGUGUCAUUGAUGAACUUUAGUGAAUUGGGGGGG